This is a messenger RNA of Drosophila suzukii, 2418 nucleotides long. NCBI's taxonomy places the organism in Eukaryota, Metazoa, Arthropoda, Insecta, Diptera, Drosophilidae. The record is from RefSeq and is a predicted model, not a curated record.
AUGUGUGUGAAUCGAGAAACGCAGAGCAGCAAUAACAACAACAGCAGCGGCAACAACAACAAAGCUACAACGGCAACGUCAACAGCACGCAACAACAACAGCAACAACGGCCGCUGUGAGUGCGACGGAGACGGCAACAGCGUGAGUCAUAUAAGUGAAAUGAAAAUGCGGAUAAAGCGAGAAGCGCCGUGUCUUCUGUUAUUUAUGCCAAUCCAAAAUACGAACAACAACAAUCGCAUUGGUGCCAAUCAAAAGGACUAUCCCAACAAGCGGUCCAGGGAGAAUCUGGCAUGUGACGAGGUGACAUCCACGACGUCAUCUUCCACGGCAAUGAACGGCGGCGGACGGACGCCGGCGCUAACCCGCAGCUGCUCCAGUCCGGCGGUCUACGAUAUAGAAACACAUCCCGCCUCGCCCGUGUUCCCGCAUCUAUUGCUGGGCAAUGGCCGCGAUGCCGACGAUCCCAGCAGCGUGGGCGCUAACUGUGUGCUGAACGUUACCUGCCAAAGUCCCAAUGAGAGCCAUCUGCAGGGUCUCAAGUACAUGCAAAUACCUGCCAGCGAUACGCCCCAUCAGAACAUCAAGCAGUACUUCCAGGAGGCCUACGACUUUAUAGAAGAUGCACGGAAAACGGGUUCCCGAGUGCUGUUGCACUGCCACGCGGGGAUUUCGCGCAGCGCCACCAUCGCCAUCGCCUACGUCAUGCGGUACAAGUCGCUCUCCCUGCUGGAGGCCUACAAACUGGUGAAAGUGGCCCGGCCGAUCAUCUCGCCGAAUCUGAACUUCAUGGGCCAGCUGCUGGAGUUGGAGCAGAAUUUGCGCAAGAGUGGAGUCCUGGCGCCAACACCGCACCUGAACAGUCCCAGUAAUCCCUCGGGAUCUUCACUGGGAUCAUCGUGUACGCCAUCUAGUCAACUGGUGGAACAGCCGGACGAGGAGGAGAUCGAGGAGAAGCGGGAGCAGCGGGAUCGUGGCAAAUCCAAGUCGGAUAGCGAGGCCAUGGACGAGGAUGUGUACGACUACGAUGAUGUGGAUAGUGGCGCCGGCAGCCUGGCUGGCAGUAAUUGCUCCUCCCGGCUGACCUCUCCCCCGAUAACCCCGGAUGACGAAGCGCCCAGCACUUCGGCGGCAGCGUCCAGUUCGGAACUGGAUUCACCAAGCUCGACCAGCAGCAGUGGCAUCUGCUCCCUGCUCCAGUCCACCAGCUCAUCCGUAUCAUCCUGCGCAAUCAGCAAGCCAAAUCUGCUGUCGCCCACGAGGCAGUUGGCCCUAUUCAAGCGCAAUUCGCCCGCCAAACUGCGAUUGGAUCUGGAGUCCAGCUAUGCACCCGCGUCACCCAUCCCAAAGUCCUCGUCCUGGCUCUCGGUGCCAUCCACGCCCGUCUGCGAGGAGGCACCGGAGGGCAGGAUCAACCCCUUGGCCAGGAACUCGACGAGGGACUGAGAUAAGGUCCCCGCGAAGAGCCGCCGCCAACUAGCAGCUGUGAAAAGAAAGAAAAUGUACAGCCAAUUGCCACUUUCUUUAUGAUCAAAAUUAGAGCUGAUAAAAUUGUAUUUUUCUUCAAAAAUAUGUAGAAAAUGACCAAGUUUUUAAGUAUUUUAUAACUACUAAACUACUAAAACUAAAGAAUUUUUUACCUGGCUGAAAAAUAUGUAUUUUAUCAAAUCAAAAACGGCAAGAGGCCUGCUACUUCCUAUAGAAAAAGGUGAUGCUACAAUGGUAUAUCAAGCCACCUUUGCAACGUGUAAAUAAAAACGUUCAUAAACUGUACAUACAAACGUACCUAAAACAAAAAACAAGGGAAAGAAAUACCAAUUGCAGCUUAAACUACUUGCAAUACUUUUUAAGGCUUUUGUAAUGUAUUUCUUCUACGCAUCCCCUGAACCAACACAAAACAAAUACAACUAAAAUAAUCCAAAACAACCAACUGGAGAAAUUGUUUAAGAAAAAAGAAAACCUCGUAUAUGUUAAUUUAGUUUAAAUUUAGUCGUAAGCGAGUCUUAACUAUACCUAUACACACAUAAACUAUAUUAAACUUCACAUAGUAAAAUGAAAAUCCAAAAUGCACUGCAACUAUUUCUGCUGACUUGCCACACCAAACGAACCCUACCCUGUUCCCAAAAAAUAUGAGAAAAACCGCCAUAUACACAGCAAAGAUCUUAUCAAAACUGUUCUAAGUUUUAUCAAUCCGCUAUAGCCACACCUACACUCUAUAUACUUGCAUGUAAUUUAGUUACUUCUUGAAAGUGAGGAAAGUUUGUGUUUUCUAGUUUUAGUUAUUUAUAUGAAGCGAGCGCGUGAGAGGAUAAUGAAUGCGAUUUGAUUCAUUUGUAUUAGACCGUAAAUCUAAUAGGCUAAGAUACACCUAAAAAGUGUAACCCGUGUGUUAAGUAAACGGAAAUUAUAAUAGUAACCGAA